Messenger RNA from Botrytis byssoidea, 1731 nucleotides. RefSeq lists its product as uncharacterized. Bases 1 to 1731 code for a protein of 576 amino acids. The transcript is spliced from 3 exons. The record is from RefSeq and is a predicted model, not a curated record. Lineage: Eukaryota; Fungi; Ascomycota; Leotiomycetes; Helotiales; Sclerotiniaceae.
AUGUCAAGGCGUCUCUUUUCAAUGUCGGGGAACUUUGAUGAUCCACCGAGUCAUUCAUCUACAGAUUCUCCCACCGAAACCGCAGAAAGAUUAGUUCAAGAAAUUCUAGAGCGCGGUCCUAAUUCGAAUAAUACGAUAAGUCCAUCGGGUGAACUUUACAGAGCAAUAGGUCGAUAUACUGAAGCACGAAGAGCCGAAGCCGAAGACGUUAGAAAUAUGUCAUCAUCAGAACGUAGGGUCGAGAGGCAACAUAGAUUAGGAGGGAGACGUUCAACAUUAAAUCAUGGAUCGAGUCGAGAGGAAUUUGAUGAAAAUGAAAGGGAAAGGGAUAUAAAUUCACGAAGAGCCGAAGUUACAAGAAGACGAGAUGCACCCAGACCUAUUCCUCCACUACUUGGUCGUCGAAGACCUCGCCUCCUACAAUCCGAUCGAUAUAUGGAACCACAACGUGCUUCCGUCGAAGGCAAUCUCUUAAAUUCUUUAUCCGAAGAUGUGAGACAAUUAGAAGCCGCAAGUUUGAACCUUCGAACUUUAUUAGCGACUCCUAUCGGUUCUAGGUUACCGUCACCCGAUCAUGUCACCGAGGGAGAAUUCGGUCGUCGAACCAAGAGAAGAAAGUUGGAUCAAGAUAAUAAAGGAGAAUCGUGGCAAGGUUUCAAAUAUGGAAAAUAUGGUCAAGUCGAACCUGGUACUUUACAAAUGGAAAUUGUUAGUUGUGAUGGAGGACUCUUUCAAAGUUGUCCAGAAGGAGAAUAUGGUUCAGAUAAUGUUUUGAAAGAUGAUAAUACCGUUUACUGUACUAAAAGUAAUCGCUGUAAUAUUGUCUUGAAACAUCAAGGGGAAACUACAUUUUCUCUUUCAGAAAUAGUUAUCAAGGCACCUCAUAAAGGAUACACAGCCCCAGUUCAAGAAGGUAUGGUAUUUGUUUCCGGAACAUCGAACGAUCUCCUUACUCGUACUGCGCAAUAUCAAAUUCAAUAUUCUUCCCCAUCCCGAGAAAGGCCACCUGUUUCUAUAAUGUCUAUUCGUCAUAAUGAUGAUGGUACUAGAAGUAUGACAACUGCUCAAGCUCGUGCUGGGCGUCUUGUUCAAUUGGGUGCUCAAGAUCCUGAAUGCGAUUUAAAUACUCCAUAUAUUCCACCAACAGCCCAAAUUCCAUCCGAUUUUACCAAUAUUACAUCACCAUAUCAAGUCACUAUGGAAUGUAGUAGUGAUUGUUCUGAUAAUGAAGAUCAACCUCGAAGGAAUCGUCGAGCAGCUUAUAGAAUGAGAGUAUCAAGAGAUAUUCCAGAUGAUCUUCGACUCCCGGAAGAAAGUACUGAUGAUGAAGAUGAAUUCCCUCCACCAGGUUACAGACUUUCAGAUGAUGGCACUCAUUACUAUUACGAUGCAUCAUAUUCUGCAAGAGUCUCAAGAAAUAGACCACAAUUGGAAAGGAGGGAAACAGCUAGUAAUAUUACAUUAGCAGAAGCGGCAGAAGCAUCUCAAAUCGCAACACAAGAAGCAGUCGCAGCUGUAGGAGGUGAACUUAUGGUUCCUCAUGCCAAAUUCUUCAUUGAGAGGGAUAAGAGUAAGUGUACUAUCAAAUUUAGUACACCAAUUAGUGGGAAAUACAUCCUCUUGAAAUUGUGGAGUCCAGAUGGGAGGAGUGAUGGGAAUAUCGAUAUCCAGAGUGUGGUGGUGAAGGGAUUCGCAGGACCGAGAAUGUUUCCAAAAGUGGAUUUGAUGUAG